AUGGCUAAUUUUAAUUCCGGGAAAAUUCCAACUGAUUUCCCCAUGACCAAUAUUUACAAUAAUGUCAUGGUUUAUUUCAAGAAAAACGAAUCGAAUGAAUGCAACGAUAACGAACUAGGAACAGGCACCCUUUAUGUUACUAUAGACAUGACAGUAUGGAUCAAAAAAAAUGGUGAAGGAAACGGUUCCCCAUUCUACUUGAGUGAUAUUAACGAAGAGUCAAAAAAGGACGAUACUAUUUUUGCUAAGAGGGUACUAGACAAACUGGAUGAGGAGAAGAAGGAAAGGAAAAAGCAGUAUAAUGAACUCAAAAAUGAGUUUAAGAGAGUAGAAGAAAAAAACGCAGAGCUUGAAAGAGAGGUGGAAAAAUUCAAAGCGGAAAUCGAAGUGAGGUGCUGUGGAAGCAGCAUUAACCGGAACGAGUUGGAGAAGAAGGUGGAAGAGAAAGAUGAAAAUAUGGAAAGUGUACUAAAUACGCUAAGAAAGGAUAUAGAAAGCAUUGAAGAUAAAAUGAAGAAAGUGUCCGAAAUAACAGGGGAGAUUGCGGUAAAAGAGAAUAAAAUUGACGAGAUCGUAAGAUGGAAAGAAGAUAUUGAUAAAGAAGAAAAGAAGAAUAACUUGAUAAUUUUCGGAUGGGAUAGCAGGGGUAUUGUAAACAAAGAGCAAGUCUCAAAGUUUUUCACGGAAGAGUUAGGGACAAGUGUCACACCAGAAGACAUCGAUGAGGUCAAAAGUAUAGGAAGAAGUGAGAAUAAGAUGACUUGGGUUAAAAUGAAGACGUUGAAGAACAAAAAGAAGAUCUUCGAGAAUAGAUGGAAGCUAAAGGGGAAAAAAAUGUUUAUUGAGAAUGACAGAACGAAAAAGGAAAUAGAAGAUCAAAAAGAGCUCGCCAGAAAGGCGUACAUAGCCAGGCGAGAAGGAAGAAAGGUUAAAGUGGGAUUCCAGAAAAUGUGGAUAGAUGACGAGCUGUGGUUGUGGGACGGAAAAGAGAAACUGCUGAGAAGAACAAGAAAAGGAGAUCAGUAA
This is a messenger RNA of Cotesia congregata, 1026 nucleotides long. The record is from the annotation of a GenBank genome assembly. Lineage: Eukaryota; Metazoa; Arthropoda; Insecta; Hymenoptera; Braconidae.